Molecule: messenger RNA, 767 nt
Organism: Paramecium octaurelia
Lineage: Eukaryota; Ciliophora; Oligohymenophorea; Peniculida; Parameciidae
Source: the annotation of a GenBank genome assembly
AUGAUUGACGUGAAUAUCAAGCCAGAAAAGAAACAGAAGUAUAAAUCUGUGAAUUCAGAGGAAAGAUCGAAAAUAAUAAAUUAUUUUAUUGAAGGUUCACUAUCAGCCUCUCAGGUACAAUUAUAAUCAAUAUAAUAUAGAUUGCUUAAAUCACAGGGCAUAACCUCUCUACAAUAAAAGCUAUUUUUCGAAUAUAUAGAAAUGAAGGAAGAAUAAAUAAAAAAGAAAAAAGGGAUCGGGAGGUCCAUAUCUAAAAAAAUGUAGCAGUUUUUAUUGUGGAUGACUAGUACUUAUGAUAUUCAUUAUUAUUUAGAACAAGAUCUUUGAAGUUUAUUUCCAAAUAACACAUGAAACAAGAAGUAAUUUUAAGAAGUCAUGAUAAAUUUUGUGAAUCCUAAAUUGAUAUACUCAAUGAAACCUUAUAGAAGUCAGCUAAUGAAGUAAGAAACAAUUUGAACAGUUUUCAAUCAAAAAGGAAUUUUGACUAAGCCUUAUAAAGAAUGUUAACAAAUGGUAAAAAAGAAGAUGAUUUUAUCAAUAUAUCCUCAAAUACUUCUUUCUAACUAGAUGCCAAUACUCGGGUUAACGUGUCCAAAAUUUCAAAUUUAUUAAAAAAUAAAGAAGACUAACCUUCUAAAAAAGCCGUCUUACUAACACCUUAAAAGACUUGGUUUAAAUAAGAUCAUCAAUUAACUGAUCUCAAACGAGUUUUUGAGUUAUAAGUGUAGGAAUAUCUAGGAAAAUCUCAUUCUGAUAAUUUAAAAUGA